Messenger RNA from Aspergillus tubingensis, 1185 nucleotides. Its product is annotated as PIG-Y family protein. Lineage: Eukaryota; Fungi; Ascomycota; Eurotiomycetes; Eurotiales; Aspergillaceae. The transcript has a single exon. The record is from RefSeq and is a predicted model, not a curated record. The coding region runs from base 1 to 1185 and encodes 394 amino acids.
AUGGAAGAUGCAAGCGACGGCAAAGGUGCGGCACUCUCGCUGGACAACAAUGAUCAGCUCUCGAAGCGGGUGCGCUCCGGGAGCGCAAGCAGCGGCCACAAGCGCAGCUCGUCCGGCUCAUUACUUUCGCGCCUCUCCUUUCUGCGAAUGAUCCAAGCGACUCAGAACGCCCCGGAUCGGAGCCAUUCGGGCAUCGAGCGAGACGACAGCAGCGAUUUCAGCUCGGGCUUGCGAGGUGGAAGGGCAAUGUCGACUGCGAUCCAACAACACCGAAGAACGCGCAGGAGAAGGGGCUCCCUACGAAAGACCGCCUUGCUGGGCACCCGAUUCGAAUAUCGAGAUAAGAAACUUCCUAGGCCAUCGGUGGACGUGCUGCGUGGAGACGAUAUCAACCCCAACGGACAACCAUCCCUACCAAGAGGAUCAUCAUCGUCCCCUCUCCCUCCUUCCGAUUCUCAAUUACGCGCUUUCGCCGAUCCAACCGAUAACGAUACCGUUCUCCAGCAAAGCAGUUCAGGUCAUCCAGACCAUGGAGGAAAUACUUCUACAUGGACCCUUAUGGACGCACCCCAGCGAACCCGAAAUGCAGCCGCUCCCUCGCAUCGCCAGCAAAACCAAUCCAAAGAAAGCAUUCUCGGCGACGAGAUGACCACCGACGACGAAGACAUCAUACCCUUCCCUCACCCCAAUACUUCAAAUAGCGCUAUCGCCGCUGCUGCUGCCGCGGCCGCGGCGGCCGCAACCACCACCACCGGCCUCCAUCUCCCAACCGCUUCGUCCAGCUCCGACUCAUACUAUGCCUUACAAGCCGACUCGACGGCCUAUCGACCACUUCACCGCGCCAAAUCGCCCCUAGCAACUCACUCCGCCGAUAUCGUCAGCACCUCAGAGAUGGUAUGGGACUAUUCGGAGACAGAAUGGUGGGGGUGGAUAAUACUGAUUGUGACGUGGCUGGUGUUUGUGGUCGGAAUGGGAAGUUGCUUUGGUGUUUGGAGCUGGGCCUGGGACGUCGGAGAGACGCCAUAUGCUCCCCCAGAGCUGGAAGAUGACCCUACAUUACCUAUUGUGGGAUAUUAUCCUGCGUUGAUUGUGUUGACGGCCGUUAUGUCGUGGGUUUGGGUUGUUGUUGCCUGGGUGGGGAUGAAGUAUUUCAAGCAUGCUAAUAUUUCCGGGGAGGAUAUAUGA